This is a messenger RNA of Rotaria sp. Silwood2, 1974 nucleotides long. The record is from the annotation of a GenBank genome assembly. NCBI's taxonomy places the organism in Eukaryota, Metazoa, Rotifera, Eurotatoria, Philodinida, Philodinidae.
AUGUUUAUUCAUCUUUUCGUUUUCUAUUUUUUAAUCAUUCCAACUAUUGUUUAUAGUCAAUGUUAUUCAAAAUCAUCUCGAACAUGGACAUGUGAUGGCAAUUAUAAAUCAAAUAAUUUUACUUAUCAAACAAUUUUAAAUAAUCAACAAUUAGAAAAUUUCUUUUUAACUAAUUAUAAAACAGAAAUAUUUCGAAUAGAUAAUUAUCCAUUAACAUUACGUUUAUUAAAUGCAAGUGGAAAUCAAUUUCAAACAAUAAUAAUAACAUCAAAAAAUCGUUAUCAAUCAAAACUUCGUCGAUUAAUACUUCAAUCAAAUAAUAUUGAACAAUUUAAUAUUGAUACAAUUGUUUUACCAAAUUCGUUGGAAAAAAUUUCUUUAGCAAAUAAUAAAUUAAAAAUUAUUGAUGCACGUCUUUUUUCUCAUUUAAAAAAUUUAAUUGAAAUUGAUUUAAGAAAUAAUCAAUUAAAACGCAUUUUACCAGAUUUAUUAUUAAAUAGAAAUAUUAAAUUAAACAAUAAUCCACUUGAUUGUCAAUGUACUUCAGAAACCUAUAGAAUUAUGUGUGAAAAAGCAACAAAUGUUAAACAAAUGACAAUUGAAAGUAAUAAUUGUAUGGCACCAUAUUAUCAUCCUCCUGCAUAUGAUCCAUUAAUACCAUCAUAUUUUCGUUUUUCAACAUUUAUUCUUAUCUGUCCAAUUAAUGCUCAACCACCACCUAUAAUUAUCUGGUCAACUCCAUUUGGUAAUUUAACAUCAAUCAACUCAACUAAUAUUGAUCUAUUAUCAUCAAAUAAUAAUGAUGAACCAAUUUAUGUUACAAUAAUAGCUUUAGCUGGUCCAUUAACAGCUCGUACACAACAUACAUUGCAUGCAUUUAAUGGAAGUCGUUUAUCUGUAACAAAAGCACGUGCUGCUUUACAACAUCGUAUAUCAUGUUCUGGUAUAAAUAUGCUUGGUACAUAUACAUAUGAUUUUAAUUUUGAUAUUGAAACUUAUGUACAAAGUCGUGCUUUAUGGCAUAUUAUAUAUACAAUGGCAUUUGGAUUUUUUAUGGCUCUUGUUGCUGGUGCAUUAUGUGUUACAUUAAAACGUACAUAUUAUAAUGGUGAUAAUUUAAGAACUCCGCCAAUUUAUCCAACAAUGACACCAAAUAGUGCUGCUCGUACACCACCAAAUUUUGAACUUAAUCAAUGGUUAUCAUUAGCAGCAGCUAAUAUAAGUGGAACACUUGAACAAGUACGUGAUAAACUUCGAUUAGGUGUUCAACAAGUUAGUGAACAUAUGGGACAAACAAUGGAUCGUGCUACAGAAUUAUUUACUUAUGGUGUACAACAUGCUGGUGGAACUAUUCGACAAGCUGCUGAAACUUCUGCUGCAUAUCUUCAUUCAUUUCGUGAAACAAGUCAACAACGUUUAAAUACUAUGCGUGUACAAACAUUAUCAUCAUUACGUAAUCCAGGUCAUUUAAUGCGUGCUGGUAUGAAUAUACUUACAACACAAGUAAAUUCUUUACGUGAUUAUUGUGGUGUUAUAGCUGGUCAUCCACUUCCAUCAAAUUAUGCGAUUCAACAACAACUUUAUGAUUUACAAUAUUCACCAGGACCAAUGUUAAAUUUACGUCGUAAUCAAGUAACAACUAUACUUGAAGAAGAUGAAUCUCUUGUUGAAUCAGCAUCAUUAAUAGCAGCAAUGUAUCGUACACCUUAUGUUGGACAUACAGCAUCAAUAAUAUCACCUAAUGCAUCAGGAAUUGGUCAACUUGAUACAGCUGAUAAUUCAGUAUUAUUAGCACUUAAUAAUUUUAAUUCAUUAUCAAGAAAUAAUAUAGUAGAUAAUGAUAAUUUAAUAGCUCGAGGACAAAUGAGUGCAGGUAUUGGAACAUUUCAUGGUCAUAUGCAUGAUAAUGAUGAUGAUCUUAUUAAUGAACCCGAACGAUUAACUAUCUACGGUGAACACCGUCCAACGUGUUAA